This is a messenger RNA of Naegleria gruberi, 1497 nucleotides long. RefSeq lists its product as uncharacterized. The coding region runs from base 1 to 1497 and encodes 498 amino acids. Gene Ontology annotation, cellular component: cytoplasm. NCBI's taxonomy places the organism in Eukaryota, Heterolobosea, Eutetramitea, Acrasida, Naegleriidae. The transcript has a single exon. Gene Ontology annotation, biological process: proteolysis; peptide catabolic process. Gene Ontology annotation, molecular function: zinc ion binding; peptide binding; metalloaminopeptidase activity. The record is from RefSeq and is a predicted model, not a curated record.
AUGUCUUUAGGUGUAAAAGUAAUGAAUUUUAUUCAACCAUCACAUUAUGAAUUAUCAAUUACUUUAUCAGAUGAUUUUUUUUCGGAAAAGACUAAUGGCAGUGAUAUUAGUUAUUCUGCAAGUUUAACAAUACAUUGUAAUAUUGUUAAUGAUGAAGAUGAUAAUUAUAUUUUACCUUCUAUUGAAUUGGAUUGUAAUUCUGAUAGAAUUGAAAUAUUUGGAGUUUCCAUUGAAAAGAAUAAAAACAAAUUAAAAGGAACUUUAUUUGAACAAAAUAAGAAACCAAUUUCAACAUCAUCUAAUUCAUCAUCAUCUAAGAAUGAACAAAAAAAGAAAAAGAAUGAUAAAUCAUGUAAUCACAAUCAUAAUAAUAAUAAUAGUGAAAUAUCAUCAAAUAAGAAGGGAUUAAUUAUUAAAUCACCAAUUGAACCAUUUACAUUAGGAAAGUAUGAAAUUAAAAUUUCCUUUAAAGGAAUAAUAGUUCCAUCUAAAAAAGCCAUGUCAGGAUUAUUCUAUUCAAUUCAUUCUAAAAAUUCUUCAAAGAUUAUUUGUUCACAUUUUGAAGCACAUUUUGCACAUUAUGCAUUUCCUUGUUUUGAUGAUUGGACACAAAAGGCAACAUUUCAACUUGGUAUUUCAAAUUUAAAUUCAAAUUACAAAUGUAUUUCAAAUAUGUCUGUAAAGAUGAAAAAUGAUUCAAAGAAAACUGUCAUGUUUAAUACUAGUCCUAAAAUGUCAAUUUAUUUAUUAGGUAUAUUUAUUGGACAAUUUGAAUGUUUAGAAACUAGUUAUAUUUCUAAAAAGGAUGAAGAUGAAACUGAAUUUCCAAUUUCUGUUUAUUAUUUAGAAUCUGGAAGUUCUUUAAUUGUAGAUAAUUCAAAAACUAUUUUAGAAAUGAGUUGUAAAAUUUUACCUCUUUUAGAAGAUUAUUUUGAUCAAUCAAUUUUAAAACAAAAUAUUUCAAAACUUGAUUGGAUUAUUGUUCCAGAAUUAAUUAUUGGAGGUGGAAUGGAAAAUUGGUCAUGUAUUACUUUACUUGAAAAACAUACAGCAAAUACUUCGAUGGAUAUGAAGAAAUUGGGACCUUUUGUUGAAAUUCUAGCUCAUGAACUUUCACAUUUCUGGGUUGGAAAUUUAGUUGGUUUUCCAUUUCAUAUUAAAGAAGGAUUGGCAAUGUAUUUGGAAAAGAUUAUUACAGAUCAAGUUUUAAAACGUGCAAAUUCAAUUACCAUCAAGAAGAAUGAUAAGAAGAAUAAUAAUACUUCAAUCAUUUCAGAAAUCAAAUCAGCUAGUAAUAAUGAUGCUAAUUUAUCAGUUGAACAAAUGUUCCAGAAAAUGUUUACAGGUGUUGCCUACACUCAAUGCUUUGAUUUUAUUUGUAAUGAAUGUGUUGGUACUCUGGGUCCAACUGUUUUCAGAGAUCGUCUUCGUCAGGUUAUUUCAGAUAAUGAAUUUGGUUUUGUGAAUGAAGAUGAUUUUGUUCAAUCUUUUAAAUAA